AUUAUUGAAAAUCUAGGCUAUUGAAGGAAACAGAUCAAUUGAAGAAAUAGGCAGGGUGUAGCCAUGAUUGUUGGUAACUAGUGACAACCGGGUUCCUCUGAUAACAAAUGUGUUGGAGCUGUGCACCUGCGCACAGGGUCUUUAUUGAGAAUUGAUGUCAAGUGUAGAUUCGCUGGUUCUGAGAGCUCGUUCUGCAAUGGGACUCGAGUAAGACCGUGGCGCGGAAGCGAGCACUCCGGACAAGGUGUAUGAGGUGUGAUGGCGUCGUGCUCUGAGGCCUGUAACUCAGGGUCUGGAUGUGGGUCAGGGUCCUCAGGCUGUGAGGUAGGUUCUAGCUGUGCCUGUCCGCAGUUUGGGGUGCGUUCCUACCUGCACCAUUUCUAUGAGGGGUGUAGCACUGCAUCAGGGUGGGAGAGAGACCCUGAGGGAGUGGGGGACGUCCAGACCUUGAGAUCGCCCCUGAGGUGGAGCUCAGCACUCUGGAAGGUCUCUCUGGCCCUUGGUCUCCUGAUGGUGACCUCUGGUCUGGUCAGUCUAUCCGUGGGUUACUCCGGCCCCACCAGGAUCGAGUCCUUCGGGGAGGGGGACCUCCUCUUCACAGACACCCAGGCUGUCAGUUUUAACAGGGGUCUGCAUCACUGCGUGGCGGCCGGGAUCGGUCUCACCUGCCUGGGAACGGGUCUGACCGUGGCGGGCCUCCUUUUCUGGUCCUUCUCCAGGAGCAAAUUGAAAGAGAGGCUAUAUCGGAGAGAGAGAGAGAAGAAAGGAGGGGUGGAGUGUGGAAAGAAGGAAGGGAUAGAGGGGGGGGCACAGGGAGGAGGACAGGGGGAGAUGGCUGUUAUGAAGGCCCCUGGAGCAGGGAAGGGGAAGGUGCCUGCCAUCCUGACCAAAGUGGAAACGGUCCAGCCAUCAGGAAGAGAAUCCCCAUAGGUUUUAAAAGGUCUUUAUGUGGUGCACAUGUGUCCUCUUUUAAAAUGAGCUGAAUCUUGUCAAAUCACAUAUGUUGAAAAGUCUAUAAGCUAUUUAAAUAAUGGUCAUAUGUUGAAAAGUCUAUAAGCUAUUUAAAUAAUGUUCACACAUGUUGAAAAGUCUAUAAGCUAUUUAAAUAAUGGUCACAUGUUGAAAAGUCUAUAAGCUAUUUAAAUAAUGGUCACAUGUUGAAAAGUCUAUAAGCUAUUUAAAUAAUGGUCACAUGUUGAAAAGUCUAUAAGCUAUUUAAAUAAUGGUCACAUGUUGAAAAGUCUAUAAGCUAUUUAAAUAAUGGUCACACAUGUUGAAACGUCUAUAAGCUAUUUGAAUGGUGGUCUUGAUAAGGAGUGAUUUGGUACAACUCUCAUACAUUUGUUCUUUGAAUUUACUCGUCAAUGAUUUUUGCAUCGUGUUCCACCUCACUGUUGUAAAAUAUAAGAAAUUGACUUUUCUCAUGUCAUUUUAGAGCAACUUGCAGGACCAAUUUUACUCAAUUUAAUAUAUAUAUAUAUACUGUAUUAUCACAUGAUUUACAGUGGGUGUGUUUACUCACAUGCGUAAACACACCGGCCCCAUUGAGCAUUACACCCAUUACCUGUACUCCUGUACUCACGCACCGAACCAUAGUAUAGUAUACCUGCAUAGUAUAUACCUGUAUAGUAUACCUGUAUGGUAUAUACCUGUAUAGUAUAUACCUGCAUUGUAUAUACCUGUAUAGUAUACCUGUAUGGUAUUUACCUGUAUGGUUUCUACUUGUAUAGUAUACCUGUAUGGUGUAUACCUGUGUGGUGUAUACCUGUAUGGUGUAUACCUGUAUGGUGUAUACCUGUAUAGUAUACCUGCAUAGUAUAUACCUGUAUGGUGUAUACCUGUAUAGUAUAUACCUGUGUAGUAUAUACCUGUAUAGUAUACCUGUAUAGUAUAUACCUGUGUGGUAUACCUGUAUAGUAUACCUCUAUAGUAUAUACCUGUAUAGUAUACAUGUAUAGUAUACCUGUGUGGUAUACCUGUAUAGUAUACCUCUAUAGUAUAUACCUGUAUAGUAUACCUGUAUAGUAUAUACCUGUGUGGUAUACCUGUAUAGUAUACCUCUAUAGUAUAUACCUGUAUAGUAUACAUGUAUAGUAUACCUGUAUUGUACACCUGUGUGGUAUAUACCUGUGUGGUAUACUAUAGUAUAUACCUGUAUAGUAUACCUGUAUAGUAUAUACCUGUGUGGUAACCUAUAGUAUAUACCUGUAUAGUAUAUACCUGUGUGGUAUACUAUAGUAUAUACCUGUAUAGUAUACCUGUAUAGUAUACCUGUAUAGUGUAUACCUGUGUGGUAUACUAUAGUAUAUACCUGUAUAGUAUAUACCUGUAUAGUAUAUACCUGUGUGGUAUACUAUAGUAUAUACCUGUAUAGUAUACCUGUAUAGUAUACCUGUAUAGUAUAUACCUGUGUGGUAUACUAUAGUAUACCUGUAUAGUAUACCUGUAUAGUAUAUACCUGUGUGGUAUACUAUAGUAUAUACCUGUAUAGUAUACAUGUAUAGUAUACCUGUAUAGUAUAUACCUGUGUGGUAUACUAUAGUAUAUACCUGUAUAGUAUACCUGUAUAGUAUACCUGUAUAGUAUAUACCUGUGUGGUAUACUAUAGUAUACCUGUAUAGUAUACCUGUAUAGUAUAUACCUGUGUGGUAUACUAUAGUAUAUACCUGUAUAGUAUACAUGUAUAGUAUACCUGUAUAGUAUAUACCUGUGUGGUAUACUAUAGUAUAUACCUAUAUAGUAUACCUGUAUAGUAUACCUGUAUAGUAUAUACCUGUGUGGUAUAUACCUUUAUGUGAGAAUUGGAGUGGAGCAAACGGUUGUCUGCUGAAUAAACCCCUGAUCUGCAAACUCU
This is a messenger RNA of Oncorhynchus nerka (sockeye salmon), 2854 nucleotides long. Its product is annotated as neurensin-1-like. The coding region runs from base 259 to 930 and encodes 223 amino acids. Gene Ontology annotation, biological process: nervous system development. The transcript is spliced from 4 exons. The record is from RefSeq and is a predicted model, not a curated record. Gene Ontology annotation, cellular component: neuronal cell body; transport vesicle; neuron projection. NCBI's taxonomy places the organism in Eukaryota, Metazoa, Chordata, Actinopteri, Salmoniformes, Salmonidae.